Molecule: messenger RNA, 2694 nt
Organism: Postia placenta MAD-698-R-SB12
Lineage: Eukaryota; Fungi; Basidiomycota; Agaricomycetes; Polyporales; Adustoporiaceae
Exons: 6
Coding region: 1-2694 (897 amino acids)
Biological process (GO): eisosome assembly; endocytosis; negative regulation of protein kinase activity
Cellular component (GO): plasma membrane; eisosome filament
Molecular function (GO): lipid binding
Source: RefSeq, a predicted model, not a curated record
AUGUUCAGAACAGCAGCAAAGAAGAUAGCGCACAACUCGACAAUCCCAGUCUUAGGAGUAAACAAGGACCUCCGUACGCUGCAAGAGCUGAUUACGGCAGAGAAGUCGGUACUGAACUCGCUACAAAGACUGAGCGCAGACUUAGUGAAAGCGUCAGAGGCUCUCAAAGCGUGGGGAAUAGGCGAGGGCGAUGAUCUCGGGGAUGUCCUCACCGCGUCAUGUACGCUGUUCUUGCACUUUGCGGAAGCUCUGGCGAACUAUGCAAACCACGAAAUACCUGUGCGAGAACACAUGAAGUCAAUCCGCACGCGAGAAGAGCGUCUCGACGACUUGCGGCGGCGGCGGAAGUCGCUGCACUCGGACGCGGAUUCCGCGGAGAAGAAGCUGGGUAAGAUGAGCCCAGACAACAAGAACCUUCAAGUCCAAACCGAUCUGCUGAACAAGCUGCGAGACGAGAUUCAUAUCAUGGACGCGGAUAUCAUGGCGGAGGAAGCCAGCCUUGGUGAUUACAAGCGGACGAGCGCGAAGGCAUGGAUGGGCCUCAAGUUCGGUGGCCUGGCUGAAUGCUCAGAGAAGGGCGUUAUCAUUGGCGAAUUCGGCAAAAUGCUCGUCGCUGAGAUUCCAUUGGAUACCACCGAGCCUGGCCUGCCACGGUCGGUCUACCAGGGACACUCCAACACAGAGGCACUUGUCGCGGAUGCGCGCCGUGCGCUGACGAACGUCGUGUUCUCGCAUGAACCCAACCCUAAUCGCCUGCCGAAUUUGCGCUACAGUCCUGAGCUGCCCGGUAUACCCUUCGCGCACAGACAUUCACAGCUGAGCUAUGGCGGCGACACGAGCCGGCGCACCUCGAUGUCACCCUCGUCGAUCUCAAUGCCUAUGCCGUCAACAGACGAGACCUCGCGUCUCAGCCAGAUUCUUCGCUCGCCCACCACACAGUUCCCGCAACCUUCGCUGUAUCCGCCGCCUCGCCAGCAGUCGCUCUCGUACGAGCAACUUCAGUCGCCCACGCCGCCACCGGGUAGCGAGGCAGCCGAGUUCGGCGUGCUCCCGGACCCGUUCUCCCCGAGCACAGGUCCGCAAGGUGGCCGGUUUGCUACUUUCCCUGUCAAGGCUGUGGGCCCACGCCCUCCGCCGCCGCGUAGCUCGCAGCUGUAUGGCACGCACGGCGCUGGAGUAGACCGGCCGCCCUCGCUUGACCUGGACCGCCCAUCGGACUCGUUCUCUUCGAGCGUCGCAGAUGCGCUCGGGCAAGAGUUCGAGUUCGAGAAGGGCGGGCUGAAAUCAUCAUCGUCGGGCGCAGGCCCAGUUGACGAGAAGCGUGGCAGUACGAGUUCACAGCGACGGUCUUAUUCGCCGCCUCCGCCGCAGUACUCCGCCGUAUUCGGACCGCAGGAAUUCGAGUCAUUAAAUAGGAAGGGGAACCAUAAUUCACAGUUGGCAUACAUGGCCAAUCCUGACGAGGAGGAAGAGGGGCUCCAAUCGACUGAGGGUCGGGAUGACAGGAGAGUCACAUUUGAGGAGUUGCGUGAACCCGAGGCAGAAGAGAGCAAGGCCGAGAGCGACGCAGCGGUGUCAUCAAGAGCAGAGCAGGAUGCCAGUGAAGGUGCAAUGCAAAGAUCGGACGCAUCUCAUAGCAAUGUCUCUGCUGAAGCAACAAGAGCGGCUCCUCCUCAGUCUACACCUCCCCAACCUGAAUCUGUAGCCGCCCGACCCUCAACUGGGUCUGAACAACCGACCUACACCAUACCGGAAGUAUCUUCGCGUCCACGCGAGCCUUCGCCGCCUUUGGACGAAGAGAAAGCUCUGAACGCAGCAGCAGCUCGCGAGGUCUCUCGCGAACUCGAUGCCCUCAUGUUCAGCGUUUCACCGCAACCGCAACCGCAACCGUCCGCGGCUGAUGCGCCCCCGGCCGACCGUACCCCUUCUCCACUCCAGCCGCCGCGAGUACCGUUUGGCGCGCGGUCGGUUUCUCCGCGCCCCAACAUUGAGAUCUCUACCUCGCAGCCCGGCAGCCCGCGCCUGGGGCCGCAGUACGUCCGCGCGCGCGACCGAUCACUGGCCUCGCCCAGCAGCAUCUCAUCUGCCUCCAACGGCGACCAGGGCACCAUCCCCCCUGUGACCACCUCGUCCCGCUUCAGCGCCGACCGUGGACCCGCCUCGCCCACCGCGCCCUCCAUCUCCAUCGCGCGCGGCACGCCCUCGCCUGCGCCCUCGGGCAUGUCCUCGAGCACACCCUUCCGCACACCGCCAGAGCUCCCCGGCGCGUCCUUCUACAGCCUCUCCUCCGCCGUCACCGGCUCCGGCACGUCCUUCGCCUCCUCCGGCGGCAAGAUCUCCGCCGCCGCCUUCCGCCGCCAGCAGCUGCGCAGCCCGAGCACGCCGACGCUCGACCCGCUCUCCUCCGCGGACACGGGCCCGCUUGUCGUGAAGAAACGUCCGCUACCGCAGUCGCCGAGCGCGCAGGCAUCCGGAUGGUCCGCACAGAACGCGGGUGCGAUACCUCGCGUGCCGUCUGCCGGGCGUCGCAUAUCGCAGUCACCGACGCGCCAUGAGGGCGCAGGUAGCGAGGACGAAUACGACUACGUCUCGGCAUAUGCGAACGAGACUGAGAAUGGUAGUGGGCGGGGCGACGGUGGGUAUGCUCAGGGCAAAUUCGCAACGAACUUGGAGGAUGGCAGCGGGUUGCGUUAA